This is a messenger RNA of Ctenocephalides felis (cat flea), 360 nucleotides long. RefSeq names its product ubiquitin-conjugating enzyme E2 2-like. The record is from RefSeq and is a predicted model, not a curated record. Lineage: Eukaryota; Metazoa; Arthropoda; Insecta; Siphonaptera; Pulicidae. The coding region runs from base 1 to 360 and encodes 119 amino acids. The transcript has 2 exons.
AUGACUGAUUUCAAAAGAUUGGAAAAUGAGCCCCUGAUUGGAAUUACUGGAUCACUCUGGACGGACAAUAUAAAGCUCUGGAACGCGGUUAUUUUCGGCGUAGAAGACACUCGUUUCAAGGAUGACAUCUUUAAAUUAACCUUUGAAUUUGCAGAGAAAUAUCUGCAUAAGCCACCAAUCUUCUACACUUAUACAAUGCAGCAAGAUAUUCCAAAGAAAAUGACGAUAGCUGGCCUGAAUCCUGACAUAACUGAGGCGGUGGUUUUCCAAGAGCUGAAAGCCAAACAAAUUAAGGUAAACCAGGUGGUUCAAAUAAAGAAGAAAGAGUCGGACGGCAGUCAACGCAAACUUCCAAUAUAA